AUGGUGGUAGCAACAUCAUCUCUCGCCCUUACUGAUGAGGAGAUCCACCAGUUGAUGCACGCUGCUCAACGCGGUGACCUUAUCCAGCUUAAGUUGCUUCUUUAUGGCGUAUCCCCCGACAUCAGGGACAGCACGGGCCGAACCGCCUUCUCUUGGGCGGCUUCAUACGAUCUAACCCAAUCACAGGAGACAUACAACAAUCGCAGCCUUGUAUUGCAAUGCCUCCUCGAUCGAGGGGCUAAUCCCGAUCUUGCAGAUUACCAUGGUGAAACCCCGCUUCAUUGGGCUGUCAAAGCGGGCGACUACCGCAUGGUGGAUUUGCUUCUGCAAAAAAKGGUCGAAUCGGACUUGCCAGACUCGCGAGGCCGCACGCCAUUGUCCAGGGCGGCGGAGCGAGGUUAUGAUCGUCUGGUGGAGGUCUUGUUGACCAAGGGCGAAGCUGACGCGGACUAUAAGGACGCGCGAGGUCGCACGCCGCUAUCGUGGGCCGCCGAGAAUUGGCAUCUGGAGACAGCAAGCAUUCUGGUGAAUCAUGGCGCUAGCGUGGACAUCCACGAUAGGGAGGGACAAUUACCCUUGUGGUGGUUUAUCAGUAACACAGUCAAGCGAACAGCGAUGGAGCAGCAGUAUCAGUCCGGGAAAGGGGACUAUCUCCAAGAAUGGCUCACUCUACUGGGGCCCAAGCAGGGCGCCGAGCCUAUGACAAAAGCUCGAAGAACAUUUCUUUCCUGGGCCUGCGAGAAAGGCGAUCAAGAUCUCGUUAAGCAUCUGUUGCAGACCGUCUGGGCUGAUCCUAACUCCAUCGACCGGUAUAGGAAGACACCCUUGAUCUACGCGCUAGAAUGGAACCACUACGAGAUUGCAGACAUGCUCAUCUCUGGGGUUAAGGUGGGAACAACUUUAAAAAGGGACAUUGUCUCCUUGCGCAUUAUGAUCCAGGAAGGUCGGUCUCGUCUCCUCAAGCCCUUUCUUGAGAGAUACAAGCCGAGCCUAGAAAAGGAGGACGAGUACAACACUGUUCCUCUCAUGAGGAUAGCGCUGCAGCAGGCCGAUCGGGCAACGGUAGCAGUCCUUCUAGAGCACCAAGCCAGUAUUCAAGGCCUCGAGAACGUGGACUGGUUCGGUCCUUGCAGCACCAUCAAGUCGUCGGCAGACUUGGUUUUCCUGAAUGAUGUGCGCACGGGACAUGGCCACAAUGCAGUCCCUUUGAUGAAUAUGGCCAUACAGGAGGGUGAUCGUGCGGCAGUGGCGGCGUUAUUGGACCAACGUGAAAAAAUCCUCAGGAUUAAAGAACAAGAAAACGAUUAUGACAGCGAUCUCGGACGGCGCAGCAAAGAGGUCACUGCAGCGGCUGUCGACAUUGCGGUCGUUCGUGACGGAAUCAAGACAGCACAGUGGAUUAUUGACGGUGCAUUGGAGACGCAUGUCAGGAAUAUGCCGAAGACGUCAGACGAAACUCAUCUGAUACUCUUCCGGGAGAAUAAUUUAUGGAAAACUUACCUGCAGAUGGGCCAUUCGCCAAACGAGCUGAGGUUCUCUUUGGGGAACAAAAGCCCCUGCAGAACAUUUACCUUGUCCAUUCAAAUGAAUCUGACAAUGUCUCAUACAUUUCCUGGCGGUCACAACGAGGGGAAAUUCCGCAGCUAUGAGAAUGGUACGUUCCGAACAAUUGAAUGGGCUGUCCUCGAAGUCCCUCCGAAAGCCAUACAUUACUUCAGUAAUCUGCCGUUCGGCUGGGUUCCCAAGAAUGACUUGGAGUUCAUUCAGCUAUUCAUGCAGACUUGGAGAGAAGACUGGAUGGAUUUCUGUCGAGACGCCAGAAGCGCUCUGAGUCGCCUUCGCUCCCAUCAACUGACCGUUCGAGGCAGAGAUGACCUCUUGAUUGACGCAGUUGCCGAGAAUAUGCAGCAGUGGACCCGAAUUCAAGGGACGCUGGAGGAACAGCUCAGCCAGGCGCGUCACUUUGUCUCACAAUAUCAACGCUACAGCGAAACUCGUCGGUUCAGUGAGCAAAUGCAUCAGACCAUCAACGCCGCGGAGCGUGACAUCCAAAACCAAGAGUUUGCCUGGGUCUCUAUCAAUGAAGCGCAUCGGUCAACCAGCUUGGCAACGAGUCUGAAGCGGAUCAGCUGGAUUACUCUGUCUAAUCCUCGCAGAGCCUCCUCGGAAUGA
Aspergillus pseudoviridinutans is the source of this 2172-nucleotide messenger RNA. Its product is annotated as ankyrin repeat protein. The coding region runs from base 1 to 2172 and encodes 723 amino acids. Lineage: Eukaryota; Fungi; Ascomycota; Eurotiomycetes; Eurotiales; Aspergillaceae. Gene Ontology annotation, molecular function: protein binding. The record is from RefSeq and is a predicted model, not a curated record. The transcript is spliced from 5 exons.